Molecule: messenger RNA, 417 nt
Organism: Magnusiomyces paraingens
Lineage: Eukaryota; Fungi; Ascomycota; Dipodascomycetes; Dipodascales; Dipodascaceae
Exons: 5
Coding region: 1-417 (138 amino acids)
Cellular component (GO): endoplasmic reticulum membrane; intracellular membrane-bounded organelle
Molecular function (GO): heme binding
Source: RefSeq, a predicted model, not a curated record
AUGUCAGCUGAACAAUCAACAGAAGCUCCUGUCGAGACUAAAAAGACCUUCAUUUCUACCUCUGAAAUUGAAAAACACAUUGAGAAGGAUGAUCUCUGGAUGGUUAUUAAUGGCAAAGUCUACGAUAUUACUCCCUUUGUUGACGAACACCCUGGUGGUGAAGAAGUCCUUGUUGACUGCGGUGGCCAGGAUGCUACCACUUCUUUCGAAGAUGUUGGCCACUCCGAUGAUGCCACUGAAAUUUUGGAGAAGCUGUAUGUUGGUGAUGCCAACCCUGAGGAAUACAAGGUUAAGAUCCCCAAGCCUGCCGUCAAGACUGCUUCUGGUGAAUCAAGCUCAUCAUCAUCGAUUCUUCUCCUGAUUAUUGCCGCCGUUGUUGCUGCUGGUGCUUUUAUUUACCUCCAAACCUUCAAAUAA